Ilex paraguariensis (yerba mate) is the source of this 1647-nucleotide messenger RNA. NCBI's taxonomy places the organism in Eukaryota, Viridiplantae, Streptophyta, Magnoliopsida, Aquifoliales, Aquifoliaceae. The record is from the annotation of a GenBank genome assembly.
AUGAAAAUAGAUGCCGAGGUCUCUACUCUAAAGAAAAAACUUGAUGGAAUGAGAGCAUCAGGCGAGCCUAUUGGUGGAGUUCAUGAAACAGCCUCUACAGAGACAACUGUUUCUACAAUAGAGGCUCUGAAAGAAGCUCUUGCACAUAUCCGAGUUUGUUCUAGAUUAGAAGGGCUGCUACUGAAGAAGAAAUCUCUUAAAAAUGGAGACUCUCUGGAAAUUCAUGCUCAAAAGGUUGAUAAGUUGAAAGUCUUAUCAGAAUCUCUUGCUAGUUCAACCACAAAAGCCGAGAAGCGCAUCUCAGAUCACAGAUUUCAGAAAGAGGAGGCACUAAAAUUCCGUGUGUCAAAAACAAGUGAAGUCGGUGAAAUAGAGAAGGUUGAUAAGUUGAAAGUCUUAUCAGAAUCUCUUGCUAGUUCAACCACAAAAGCCGAGAAGCGCAUCUCAGAUCACAGAUUUCAGAAAGAGGAGGCACUAAAAUUCCGUGUGUCAAAAACAAGUGAAGUCGGUGAAAUAGAGAAGGAAUUAGCAGCUGAGAUUUCAGGACUAGAGAAACAAAGAGAUGAACUUGAAGCUCAACUGAAAAAGGUCACUAGCUCCCUGGCUGCUGCUCAGGCUCGCCUGCACAAUGUUAGAGAAGAGAGGGACCAAUUCUAUGAAGCUAAUGAUCACAUUGUUGCUCAUUUGAAAACAAAGGAAGAUGAACUGUCAAGAUCCAUUGGUUCAUGUAAAAUUGAAGCAGAUGUUCUUAAUACUUGGAUCAAUUUCUUAGAAGAUACUUGGGUUCUUCAGUGCUCAUAUACAGAGAUCAAGGAGAAGGAGGUCAAUGAUGAAUUGAAGAGACACGAGGGCUAUUUUCUGAAGUUGGUUAUUGAACUCCUCACUGCUUAUGAGAUAGAGUUGAGCCCUUGUAUCGACCGAAUUGGGAAAUAUGUGGAGAACCUUAAGAGCUUAAGUGAAGGGUCAGAGAAAACAUCUGAUGCAAAUGACGAGGGUUCAAAAGUAUUAAACCCAAGGAAAAAUCUUGAGGAGGAAUAUCUGGACUAUGAAGCAAAGUUUGCAAAAUUCCCAUAUUUCGAAGUUGUCUUCAUUAUGGGACCGCUCCCCUGCCCCCAGUUACGGGAAAAAGGAAAUGGGGGGGAUGGACAUACCUGCAAUUUGCUUGCCCACCUUCAGCUUUUUAUCAUUUUAUUACAGACUGUUAUUAUCCCUCUUGCAAUGUACAUCAAAUUUCCUGAAAGUGGAAUGCUUGGUUUCUCUUCAUCCAGGAAAGAUGAUCCGAGGGUCAAAGAGCUUUUCGAUAAUAUUGAAAAACUAAGAGAAGAAUUUGAAUCAAUUGAGAGACCAAAUUUAGAAAUGGAAACUCCUCCCCAAGAGGAACACACUCCAGCCAGUAAGACGCCACAAGAAAGCCAGCCACAUCCAAUAAUGCAGGCCACCGAGACUCCAGAAGCUGAGAAAAAUGAGCACCCUCAAUCUCCUACGGUGAGGACAGAGCGGUUGCUAGACCCUGAAGCCGAAUUGGCAAAGCUGGAGUCUGAAUUCGGGAAGGUUAAUCGAGAAUACUCAGCAGAAGAAAUUGGUGAGUGGGAAUUCGAUGAGCUUGAGAAAGAAUUGAGAUCUAGUGAUGCGGCCACGAGCAAAUAA